Molecule: messenger RNA, 2829 nt
Organism: Impatiens glandulifera
Lineage: Eukaryota; Viridiplantae; Streptophyta; Magnoliopsida; Ericales; Balsaminaceae
Product: subtilisin-like protease SBT4.10
Exons: 14
Coding region: 1-2829 (942 amino acids)
Biological process (GO): proteolysis
Molecular function (GO): serine-type endopeptidase activity
Source: RefSeq, a predicted model, not a curated record
AUGAUCAAAAAGUCAGCAUUUAAGAUCUGGAAUUUUCUCAAAGAAGAGUAUGAAGGAAAUGAAAAGAUUAAAGGGAUGCAGGUCAUUAAUUUAAUUAGAGAAUUCGAGAUGGUGAAGAUGAAAGAUUCAGAGACCAUUAAGGAGUACUCUAAUAGAUUACUCACAAUUGUCAACAAGGUGCUGGCAAUUAUUACUGAAAGGUUUGAGGCUACUAUUUCCACAUUAAAGAACACUAAAGACAUAACAAAAGCCAGUCGUAAAGAUAUAACUAAAGUUAACCUUCAACAAAGAAAUGUGGCUAAACCUGCAGAUCAUGAAGAAGAGCUCUUUGUGGAAACUUGUUUUGCAGAAAAUGACUCAAGUAAUAAUUGGCUUGUGGACAGUGUUUGCACCAACCACGUGAUAUUUGAUCGAGGCCUCUUCAAGGAACUGGACACGUCAUUCAACUUCGAAGUCAAAACUGACAAUGGAGAGUACAUUACAGUCAAGGGAAAAGGGAUUAUGACGGAUGUUGAAGAAGAAAGAAAGGUAUAUAUAGUUUAUAUGGGGAGCCUACCCGAAGGAGAGUAUGCAGCUCGUUCUCAUCAUAUUAACUUACUUCAAGCAAUUGGUCAUACCGACAAGAGAGCAGAGAAUAUAAUAAUAAGAAGUUACACAAGAAGUUUUAAUGGUUUUGCUGCUAAACUUACACCACAAGAAGCAUCAAAGUUAAAAAGAAUGACACUAGUUGUCUCCAUUUUUCAAAGUCAAAAACUCCAAAUUCUAACUACAAGAUCAUGGGAUUAUAUGGGCUUUUCUCUAGAAAUUCCUCGAAAUCCAAAGAUCGAGAGUGAUAUCAUAAUUGGUCACAUUGAUACUGGUAUAUUACCUGAUAUGGAGAGUUUAUCUGAUCAUGGUCUGAGUGAUGUUCCCCUGAAAUGGAAAGGCGUUUGUAUUGGCGGCAAAAAUUUUACAUGCAACAAAAAAUUGAUUGGAGCGAGGUAUUAUAGUGGAGACUCGAUAGUGGAUACGUUAAAUCAUGGGACUCACACGGCUUCGACCGCAGUUGGAAGGGUCGUGAGAAAUGCCAACUUUUUUGGCAUAGCGAACGGGACCGCCAGAGGAGGCGUCCCAUCAUCCAGAAUAGCCACUUACAAAGUGUGUAAUGAUCGUGGUUGUGACGGGAAAGAUGUUUUAGCCGCCUUUGACGAUGCUAUUGCCGACAAUGUUGACAUUAUCAAUUUGUCACUUGGAAAUAGUUUUCCUGUAACCUUCAAUGAGGAUGCUAAUGUCAUCGGUUCCUUUCAUGCAAUGGAGAAAGGAAUUUUAACAGUACAAGCGGCUGGAAACUCAGGAAAUACAGGAUUAUUUACAGUUUCUAGCGUAGCACCAUGGGUUUUCACUAUAGCUUCUAGUACUACAGAUAGAAAAAUCAUCAAUAAACUCAUUCUUGGAAAUGAACGCACAUUCAUAGUAAGUAGCACGGCAGUGAAUCCCUUCUCUACCGGAAGCGACAACAAGAUGUUAGUGUAUGGAAGAGGAAUUACAAAUCAUUGUAACGAAUCAAGUGCAAUGCAAUGCAUGGAAGACUGUAUAGACCCUAGUUUAGUAAAGGGAAAGAUCAUGUUAUGCGAUGUUGAUUCGUCAAUGUCACGUGUCGUCCUAUUUGCUAAGAAUUCAAGUGCAAGUGGUGUUAUUCUACGAAAAGGUCAAAUAAAUAAAGAUGAUUCUGAACUCGCAGUACAUCCUGCCGCAUUUUUGAAGGACUCUGAUUAUAAUUAUGUUAAGUCUUACCUUAACUCCACAACAUUUGCAUAUGCACGCAUAUUAAAGAGUGAGACUAUUCGAUAUGAUGCUCCCAUCGUAGCUUCUGAUUCCAGUAGAGGGCCUAAUGUAAUUUUUCCUGGAAUUUUCAAGCCUGAUAUAACCGCACCAGGCGUCAAUAUUUUGGCAGAAAGUCCUACACUUGAAAAUUUUGGCAGUCUCGGUGCUAAAUACAACAUUGAAAGUGGAACUUCCAUGGCAUGUCCUCAUGUUACCGGCGCAGCUGCUUAUGUGAAAUCAAAACACCCUAAUUGGUCUAUUUCAGCUAUCAAGUCGUCUCUUAUGACAACUGCUUGGAGCAUGUCUACAAAAUACAAUACAGAUGCAGAACUUGGUUAUGGAUCUGGACAUGUUGAUCCGGUGAAGGCUGAACAUCCUGGACUUGUGUAUGAGACAUUUAUUGACGAAUAUAUUACUAUGUUUUGCAGUCUAGGUUCAGAUGGAGAAAAGUUCUUGAAAAUAUUAGGUAAAAGAAGAAAGUGUACAAAGGAGAAUACAAUAUCUCCUAAGGAUGUCAACUACCCAGCAAUGACUGCCUCAGUUAACAACAAUUCACAUUUCACUAUUCAAUUUGUAAGGGUUGUGACCAACGUCGGACUUGCAAACUCUACGUAUCACGCUCAUAUUAAUACGGGAGAUAACACAAUCCAUGUCACCGUAGAACCAAGUAUCAUUUCUUUUGUUAAUCUGAAUGAGAGAAAAAAGUUUGUAGUGACAAUUAGUGGGCAAUGGCUCAACCAAAAUUAUAUUUCAUCUUCCUUAGUUUGGUUUGAUGACAAGGAUACUGAUCCUUGUUUCCUACUACUUCAAGAUAUGCUAGUGUUUCCACAAAGAAAAACAAACCUAGAUGUGGACCUUCGAUCAUAUCGAUAUCCAGCAAAGUCAGCAUCUGCAUAUCCUUACAAGACAAAUUUCGCAUCUUUCUCAUAUAGUAGACCAAUAUCUAGUGAGUUAGAUAAAUCAGACUUCCCACAAGAGCACGAUAAGGACGAAGAUCUGGUAGACAUGUUCUUUUGUCUCGACUGA